AUGCGCACUGCCUCCUCCGCGGGUUGUAUUUUAAGGGGCGCCCGGGAGAGCUGCGCGUGGUUCAGCGUGCACUAACUGAGCCGGACCGAGGCGGAGAGGAAGCGCCUUUCACAGGACGGAGAGAUGGAUGACAAAGAGGAAAGGAGGAAAGAUGAGAACGCCAACGAAGACAAAGUCACUCUGAAAAAAGAGAUUGGACUUAUGAGCGCGUGCGCUAUUAUCAUCGGGAACAUCAUUGGUUCUGGGAUAUUCAUCUCGCCUAAAGGAGUGUUGGAGCAUGCAGGCUCAGUGGGACUGUCGCUCAUCGUCUGGGUCUGUGGAGGGGGGAUCUGCGCCCUUGGGUCCUUGUGCUAUGCUGAACUUGGCGUCACAAUCCCAAAGUCUGGAGGAGACUAUUCUUAUGUGACAGAAAUCUUUGGAGGGCUUGUAGGUUUCCUGUUGUUAUGGAGUGCCGUCCUCAUCAUGUAUCCAACUACACUGGCUGUCAUUGCUCUCACCUUUUCCAAUUACGUCUUACAGCCAGUCUUUCAAAACUGCUUGCCUCCAUUCAUCGCCACCAAACUGCUCGCCACCAUCUGUGUCUUGUUCCUGACCUGGGUGAACUGCUCCAGUGUGCGCUGGGCCACGAGGAUUCAGGAUAUCUUCACAGUAGGGAAACUCCUCGCUCUAGGGCUCAUCAUAGUCGUCGGACUCGUCCAGAUCUUUAAGGGUCACUACGAUGCCCUGCAGCCCAGUGUGGCCUUCGAGUUCAGUCAGGACCCCUCAGUUGGACAGAUAGCGCUGGCCUUCCUCCAAGCCUCCUUUGCGUACAGCGGCUGGAAUUUCCUCAACUACGUUACAGAGGAGGUCGUGAAUCCACGCAGAAACCUGCCCCUUGCUAUCUACAUCUCUAUCCCACUGGUGACGCUGGUCUACACCAUGACCAACAUCGCCUACUUCACCUCCAUGACCCCAGAGGAGCUGCUCGCCUCCAACGCUGUGGCAGUGACUUUUGGGCAGAAGCUGCUCGGCAUGUUUUCCUGGGUCAUGCCGAUCUCUGUGGCCUUGUCCACGUUCGGAGGGAUCAAUGGGUAUCUGUUCACCUCGUCCAGGUUGUGUUUCUCAGGGGCCAGAGAGGGUCACCUGCCGUAUCUGCUGGCUAUGAUCCACCUUAAAAACUGCACCCCUAUCCCUGCCCUGCUGCUCUGUUGCAUCGCCACAAUACUCAUCCUGUGCAUUGGAGAGACGCACAAUCUGAUCAACUACGUGUCCUUCAUCAACUACCUGUCCUACGGGGUCACCAUCGCCGCUCUGCUCUACCUGCGCAAGACCAGACCCAGCCUGGCCAGACCCAUCAAGGUUAACAUCCUGGUCCCGAUCAGCUACCUGGUCUUCUGGGCCGUCCUGCUGGGCUUCAGUUUGUACUCCGAGCCUGUGGUCUGUGGUCUUGGGAUGGUCAUCAUGCUGACCGGAGUCCCCGUUUUCUUUAUCGGCGUUCAGUGGAAAGACAAACCCAAGUGGAUUUACAUGCUCGUCGAAAAAGUGACGUACCGGGGCCAGAAGCUGUUUUAUGUAGUGUUUCCACAGGGAGACUCCUCAGAGACUGAACCCCUCACUGCCAAAGAGCAGUGAAGUCCAUCUUUGUGCACCAACAUCUGCACUCCCAGUUUUUGUCUUAAUUUUUUUUUUUUUUUACAUUUCUUGCUCAGUGAAUUCUGAAGUAAUGUGUUCAUACAGAUUCUUGCACAGGUGCCGCUCGAACCGGACGAGAGUAGAAAAAAAAUAACUUUUGAGAUGAAUACGAAAGCAUUUCCUGCACUUGGCCAUAUUUUAUUUCUACUGCUGCCUUGAGCACUAGAGUAUUAACUACAGUACUUACAUGAUGUUCACUUGUACUAAAGUUCCUGUCAUUAUCUCUGCUUGGCUACAGUAUCUGGACUUUAUUUUUUUCCUACCUUUGAACCCAUUUUUUGUUUGUUUAAUCUGUUGCAGCCGUUUCCUGGGAUCCCUUCAGUGCCUUGUUGCUGCUAACAGUUCUUAAUGAUAUUUAUGUGGCCCAACAAAGUCGAGGAGGAUGAUGAUGAGUUUGGUUUGUUAGCUGGCUGGAUUGCUGAUUAUCUUAAAAACCGCAUGUUUGCGACACACGAAGGCGAGCUGGACUUCCAGUUUUCAAUGUUUGCCUCCUUCAGUCUCUUGGUGUAGACGCUUGAAGACCGUUUGGAGCUUGUGACUUCAAAAAUGUUUCCGCUCUGUGAAUGCCACCAUAGCCUCUUUAAAAUGGUUUCAUCAGCCAAGAUGUGACUGCUCCCACUGUCAGAACUGUGUGUUCUUGUUUUGCUUACCAUUAAUGUGUUGUUGGAUACCAGCAGACUGCAGUCGGACAGAAUGAGGGGGAACGAUCCCUCACGCUCUCAAAGUUUCAGUCCCUGCAAUGAUCCCGGGCCUACUGACUUGUCAUAAAUCAGCUGACUGUGGCACCAGUGGCAUUCUGCUGCAAUUCGUCAACUUCUGGAAAUGCCUCGAUUGUGUUUGUUUUGUUGACCAAGCAAUGGUGAAAAUAUCAGUUUUGGUAAUGGAGCUACUUUUACAACCUGUGACAAUUUUGAUCCAGAAGGUUUUUUUUCUUUCUUAACUAGCACUCCUUAGUUGUGUUGUAAAUACAGCAGAACAAACAAAAGAUCCGUUUUUUUGUUGUUGUUUUUUAUCAAAACCUGACCUAAACCCUGAAAAGUUGGGACUGGAAAUUAACCUGUAGUGCUUUCAAUGACCUGACGGUGCUGGUAAAGCUUCUGUGCAUCACUUGUUUGUUACACGUUAAGGACAUGGGAAAAGGACAAAGGUUUGUCGUGUCCAGCAGCGCUGUUGGCUCUGACGUUUAUAAAUGCUGUGUAAAGAAGAUGACGUGCG
Molecule: messenger RNA, 2886 nt
Organism: Nematolebias whitei (Rio pearlfish)
Lineage: Eukaryota; Metazoa; Chordata; Actinopteri; Cyprinodontiformes; Rivulidae
Gene: slc7a10a
Product: solute carrier family 7 member 10a
Biological process (GO): D-serine transmembrane transport; D-alanine transmembrane transport; amino acid transmembrane transport
Cellular component (GO): membrane
Molecular function (GO): neutral L-amino acid transmembrane transporter activity; L-amino acid transmembrane transporter activity
Source: RefSeq, a predicted model, not a curated record